AUGCCGGAAAUUGAUGAAAAGAUCAGCCGGAAGAAGACUAAAUGCCCGGGUGAACGGCCGAUUUGUUCGUUCUGCCUGCGUCUUGAUACAGCAUGCGUUUACCUCCCCAGAGGCUCCAUGCCCACCAAUGGCAUUGGGAAAAAAGCCGUUGCGGAUGCAAGAUCAUCUUUAUGGGCUCUUAGAGUAGGUUUGAUAUUGCUCCAGCUCCUCUGCAUAUUGUGCUCAAGCUUCGUUCACAGAUCUUCCGCCAACCGCCAGAUGGAACUCUCGCCGGAUGCUACAGCUUCUGUGGUUGAACCGAUGAGUGAAUCUCCAGAACGCUCCAUGGAUGGUCAUGUGGAAGCUCGAAAUGUUGUUCAGUCUCCAAGCCAACAUUGUGCCUUCACACUUGCAAGACCUCGACCUCCUGUCGAGGUUAUCGAGCACUUCGUGGAAGUGUAUCGGACGAGGAUACAUCUUCAGCCUUUACCUCUUUUUCACCUUGGUAGACUGGCAGAUCAACUCCUCGCGGGCCCAGAGUUCGUCUUGUGGAGUUUUCUUUCUCUCAUGCUGAAGAUUUCGAGUCAUCCUUAUUUCAAGACACAACAGCAUGCUGCUGAGGACUUCUAUGCUCGUUCCUCUGAGGAUACCACAAUGAGACUGUCCUCAGGUGGCAAACCAAGCCUAGAUGUUACUCGAUCCUUGUGCUUGAUCGCAAUGAAGCAUAUCAAAUCCUCCCAGCCCGCCCAGGCGUGGAUGGCUAUUGGCAUCGCUUCGCGACUAUAUGCCAUGCGCACGUUGUUCAAUAAAAAGCAUAUACCAGAAUCUGCGGAUGAUGCGGAGGCAAGGGCAUAUUGGAGUGUCUUUGUUCUUGAACGGCUUUUCCUCCCUUACGAAUCGGAACUUCCAGCCACAAAUAUCUACAAAUAUCCCGAGACUGCAGCUUUACCACCGCCUCCUUUAUACCCCCCUACGUCGGCAAGCACCUCAAAUACGUCCGACCGCGAGAUGGUUGACGAGCCACCGGGUAAGGAUAUUGGGAUUAAUGGGUACUCUUUGCGCAUUACUUCCAUAUGGGGUAAGAUCAGGUUAUAUCUACAUCGCCUUUCGCAAGGCGAGAUUGAGAAACCAUGGUUGGCGGACUCAAUCCACACCAAGUUGGGGAUAGAACUUAUCGAGUUCGAGGCUCAGCAUAGCAAGCACCACCUGCUCCUGAAUGUCGCUUUUCCCAAUCGAUCUGCGGCAGAGAUUGAUCAACAGAGGGAGUAUUGGAAUCCUUGGAUGACGACAGAGAUACUGUGGCAUGCUGCGCAGGCAAUUCUUAAUCAUCCCUUUUUGCACCUCGUCGUCUUGCGGUCACAAACAGAUAUACCCCAAUCCUGCGUCUUCCUUCAGCAGAAAGUCGACAUGGCAUUAUACCACGUGAGCUGGCUGUUUCGAAUUCUCAAACUCAGUGAAGGCUCGAUGACAAUUUCCAAUCCAAUACUAGGGGACGCCAUUGCCGCAUGUGCGACUGUUCUAUGGUUAUUCCAAUUUACGAGAGAUGAAAAAGUGGCCCGGCGGAUGUGUGACAAUUUAGACAUAUGCGAGAAUCAUCUGAAUACCAUAGGCCAUUUGUGGCCGCACAUUUCGCAAAAGCUUGUUACCUUUAGAAAACUACGAGUUCUCGCCGAUCAAAACCGUUCACAGGCGACACAUCAGGAAACGACCAUUAAUUUCAAGUCCGAGUGGCUUUGGGACCUUCUACUUCCCAGCAUGUCGGAGACGACUCAUAAUGUAGAUCUGGACUCACUGGAAGGUCUUAGAACCCAUGAAACGUCGAAUAUGAGGCUUAAAACGCACUUCGUUGAUCGUCUUCCUGAGGCGUCUGAAGCGGAUCGAGAACAGGAUUAUCUUGAUUCCCUUCCACCGUCCAUAUAUUCAUUUCCUACAAAUCUGGACAACAUGGAGCAUUUCAACAUCGACCAGUUAUCUCGUGACCUCUUGGAGAACGAUUUAUGGGGCAUUUUUACUUAG
Aspergillus versicolor CBS 583.65 is the source of this 1995-nucleotide messenger RNA. Its product is annotated as Zn(II)2Cys6 transcription factor. NCBI's taxonomy places the organism in Eukaryota, Fungi, Ascomycota, Eurotiomycetes, Eurotiales, Aspergillaceae. The record is from RefSeq and is a predicted model, not a curated record. Gene Ontology annotation, biological process: regulation of DNA-templated transcription. Bases 1 to 1995 code for a protein of 664 amino acids. Gene Ontology annotation, cellular component: nucleus. The transcript is spliced from 6 exons. Gene Ontology annotation, molecular function: zinc ion binding; DNA-binding transcription factor activity, RNA polymerase II-specific.